This is a messenger RNA of Camelina sativa (false flax), 1030 nucleotides long. The record is from RefSeq and is a predicted model, not a curated record. NCBI's taxonomy places the organism in Eukaryota, Viridiplantae, Streptophyta, Magnoliopsida, Brassicales, Brassicaceae.
UUGGGAUCAUCCUUUUGAGAUCAUGUGUGAUGCUUCAGACUUUGCAGUUGGAGCAGUUCUGGGACAGCGUAUUGACAAGAAGCUUCAUGUCAUCUACUACGCAAGUCGCACCUUGGACGAGACCCAGGGAAGGUAUGCUACCACAGAGAAGGAACUCCUAGCAGUUGUGUUUGCAUUCGAGAAAUUCAGGAGUUAUCUUGUAGGUUCGAAGGUCAUUGUGUAUACCGAUCAUGCCGCUCUGAGACACAUCUACUCGAAGAAGGAUACCAAACCGAGACUGCUGAGAUGGAUCCUGCUUGAGGAACAACUUCUGGUAGCCCAGGUUUGUGAGCGGAUGCAUGACACAGGGGUUGAGAACCUCAAAAUCAGAUGCAUGGCAAUCACUUCUGAGACUGCACCCUGGUAUGCAGAUGUUGUGAAUUACAAGGUAUGUGGAGAAGUUCCUGAUGACAUGGAUCCAUACAGGAAGAAGAAGCUUUUCAGAGAGGUCAACCACUACUUCUGGGAUGAACCCUAUCUGUACAAGAGAGGUUCUGACGGUCUGUUCAGAAGAUGCAUAGCAGAAGGGGAAGUGCAGGGAGUGCUUGAGCAUUGUCACGGUUCCGUCUACGGAGGUCAUUUCGCCACAUUCAAGACAGCUCAGAAGGUUCUCCAAGCAGGUCUCUGGUGGCCAACCUUGUUCAAAGACGCUCACAACUUCAUCACCAAGUGUGACGCUUGUCAGAGGAUGGGCAACAUCACAAGGAGAAACGAGAUGCCCCAAAAUCCAAUCCUAGAAGUGGAGAUAUUUGACGUUUGGGGGAUAGACUUCAUGGGUNUGUGUGAUGCUUCAGACUUCGCAGUUGGAGCAGGUCUGGGACAACGUAUUGACAAGAAGCUUCAUGUCAUAUACUACGCGAGUCGCACCUUGGACGAGACUCAGGGGCGAAUCAGAUGCAUGGCGAUCACUUCUGAGCCUGCACCCUGGUAUGCAGAUGUUGUGAAUUACAAGAAUAUGUAUAGCAUAAGGGGAAGUGCAGGGAGUGCUUGA